Molecule: messenger RNA, 648 nt
Organism: Melanaphis sacchari
Lineage: Eukaryota; Metazoa; Arthropoda; Insecta; Hemiptera; Aphididae
Product: cytochrome c oxidase subunit 6A2, mitochondrial-like
Exons: 3
Coding region: 138-494 (118 amino acids)
Biological process (GO): mitochondrial electron transport, cytochrome c to oxygen
Cellular component (GO): mitochondrial inner membrane
Molecular function (GO): enzyme regulator activity
Source: RefSeq, a predicted model, not a curated record
AUUUUCAUUCUUACUAGCUGCUUAAACGUAAGUGUUUUAGAGCUAAAUCAUUCAGCAUACGAAAAUUUUCUAACGAGUACGGUCGUAACUGCGCUAAACGUGUAUUCCAUUGUUAAUUUUUAAAUAAGAACGAUAAAAUGUCAUUUAGAGUGUUCUCCCGGAAGUUUUCUGCUGGCAAGCAAUUGCGCGCCGUUAUGGAUGAGCAAUUCACUCCCGACAAACUCAAGGCCUAUGAAAAACCCGAAGUCGUUCAAGGCUUGGAAUUAUGGAAGAAAGUGACCUUUUUUAUUGGUUUACCAGGAACCUUGUUGGCAAGUAUUUACUGCAUCAAUGGACAUUUGGAACAUGAAAAACACUCAUCGCGACCAGAGUUUGUUCCUUAUGAACAUUUGCGUAUCAGAACAAGGCGAUUCCCAUGGGGCAAUGGAGACCAGACUUUAUUCCACAACCCAAAAUUGAAUGCUACCUCUCAUGGUUAUGAAGUAGAUGAAUAGACAUGAAACGUUUUCUGUAAUUGUUCUAUUUAUCUGUAGUUGUGUAAUACCAAUUUAAUAAAGUUUAUUAUACUGGUUCUGUAAAGAAUUAAGUUGCUCCAUAAACCAAUUAUGUAUAUCUAAUAAAUAAAUGAGACCUUUUUGUAGACUUAAA